AUGUCCGAUUACGCUUCUCUGAAAGUUCCCGAGCUGAAGAAGCUCCUUCAGGAGAAGAGUCUCCCCGUCACCGGCAAUAAGGCCGAUCUGAUCGCGCGCCUACAGGAGCACGAUAAACCUAAAGCCGAACCUGCUCGCGAGAACGAAGAUGAAAUUGACUACAGCGAUGACGAUGUGCCCACUGCAACGAAGUCGACAGAACCUGCGAAAGCUGCCGAGCCCACCCCAGCCCCGGCUGAGGAUAAGCCUGUAGAAUCUAGUAACAGUGAACCAACCAAGGAAGCAACCGAGUCUACCGCGACGGCAGACAAACCUGCCGAGCCCGAGGCCAUAUCAGAAGAGACCGCUACGGCCGAGGCUCUAAAGGCUGACUUCUCUGCACACCUUCCGGCAUCUAAUGCCGACGAAGAGGCGCGCAAGCGUGCUGAGCGAGCUAAGCGAUUCGGUAUUGUUGAGGAUGAGGAAGACAAGAAGAAGACCGCGCGUGUCGAGCGCUUCGGUGUAGAUCAAUCAUCCCUAGCUAAGGGUCUCGAUUCUGCCCUACCCGAGAAGAGAGCGCCAAAGCGAGGACGGGAAGGAGGUAACGCGGAAGGCGAGCGAGGCGCCAAGCGUCAAAAUCCUGGCGGCCGACAUCGAGGCAAGGGUCGUUUUCGCGGGAGACAAGGCGGCGCUCCUAGAAAGGAGGGUAGCUCUGCCGGCCCAAAGGGCAAGUCUGGCAUUUUCAAUGAUCCGACUGAGAAGGCUAAGGCAGAAGCCCGUGCGAAGCGAUUUGGUGGUGGUUCUUGA
Messenger RNA from Annulohypoxylon truncatum, 786 nucleotides. RefSeq lists its product as uncharacterized. Gene Ontology annotation, biological process: poly(A)+ mRNA export from nucleus. The transcript has 2 exons. The coding region runs from base 1 to 786 and encodes 261 amino acids. Lineage: Eukaryota; Fungi; Ascomycota; Sordariomycetes; Xylariales; Hypoxylaceae. Gene Ontology annotation, cellular component: nucleus. The record is from RefSeq and is a predicted model, not a curated record.